This is a messenger RNA of Insectozyma verbasci, 1716 nucleotides long. NCBI's taxonomy places the organism in Eukaryota, Fungi, Ascomycota, Pichiomycetes, Serinales, Debaryomycetaceae. The record is from the annotation of a GenBank genome assembly.
AUGGAUGAUGUACAAGAAGAAGUAAUGAGGACUCAAAGUCCCAAAUCAUAUUUAUAUUCAACUAUUGCACAAACUCAUUUAGGUGAAAUUUCUUCAAUUAUAAUAACUACAUUAAUUUCGAACGGUCGAUUAACAAUACGAGAAUUGAAUGUUCGAACAAAGCUAUCGAUAAAAACAAUUAAAAAAGCAUUAGUUUCAUUAAUUCAAUUAAAUUGUAUCUUUUAUUGGCAAGAAUUAAAUAAUAUUUUUUAUUCAUUUAAUGAGAUUGGUAUAUUGAAAUUUUUACAUUCGGGAGAUAUUUUAAAUCAUAUAACAAAGAAAUUUGGUGAAGAAGAAGCAGAAAUUAUUCAAAAUGUUUUAACUUUUGGUCAUAUUAAAAUUAAUGAUUAUCUUUCUGAAUAUGAUGAAAAAACAAAGAUUAAAAAACAGGAACUAUUUAUGAAAUUAUUUUCAGAUAAAUGGAUUGUUAAAUUGAAUCAGUUUAAUUUUAAUCCUAUUAAUGAUAUUUGGAAUAAAAUUUUUCACGAUAUUUUGAAAAAUACACCACGUUCAUCUUCUCAAUCUGAAAUCAAAAGGGUUGCUGAAGCUAAAGAAAAGACGAGGGAACAAUUAAAAUUAUUACUUGAAAAAUCUCAAGCAAAUAUAUAUAUCACUCAAAAUGGUAUCAAGAAAUUAGAUCCAAAUUUAAUUGUCACUUUCAAUUUAUCUAGAUUUCAAAAACAUUUAAGAACAAACGCAUUUGUUAAUUUAGCAAAACUGAGAAUUGGUAUAUUGACUGCUGAAAUUUAUAAAGUUGCAUUAGAAACAAUUGAAAACAAUUCACCAGAUUUAACAGAUGCAGAAAUGGAAAUUAAUGGAUUGUUGUCUGGACCAACUGAUGUUGAAGAUCAUUUAUUAAAUAUGGAAGGUAAUUUAUUAAGAGAUAAUAAAAUUGUAUUUAAUGCAAGAGAUAUAAGUUUGAAAUUGACUAAAAAAAUAGUUUUAACAGGUUCAAUUCAAACAGGGGGUAGACUGUCACAAUUUGAACAUGAUGAACAACAACCAAGUAAAAAAAUUAAAUUAGAAAAUGGUGAAAGUUCAAAUAUUGUAAUAGAACAUUCACAAGAAACGGUCCAAAAUCAUUUAAAUUUAUUAGCUUCUGGAGUAACAAGUUUUAUAACUCAGGUAUCACCAGGUAGAUAUACAGUCCCCUUUUAUAACCUAACUAAAAAAUUGAAAUUAUUUAAUUUUGAAUAUUUAAUAAAAGCAACCUUAAAAGAACAUUCAUUUAGAGUAUUUCGUUGUGUGUUGGAACAAAAAUUAACUGAUGAAAAAUCAAUAAGUAAUGCAGUAUUAUUAAAAGAAAAACAAGUUAGAACUGAAGUUUAUCAUUUAAUUAAAAAUGGAUUUAUUGAAAUUCAAGAAAUCCCAAGAAGUGCAGAUAGAGCAGCAAGUAAAACUUUUUAUUCAUUUAGAUCAAAAUUAAAAUUUGAUUAUGAAUUUUUAUUAAAUUGUUUAAUUUAUGAUCUUGGUGAAUGUUUAAAUAUAAUUCAAAAUUUUAAAUUUGAAAAUAAAAUUUUAUUAGAAAAAUGUAAUAGAAUUGAUGUUAAAGGUAAAGAAAAUGAAUUAUUAAUGGAAUCUGAAUUGAAAACAUUACAUAGUUUACAGAAUAGAGAAAUUAAAUUUAUGGUUAAAUUUAAUAGAAUAAAGUCUUUAUACGAUAUUUUUAGUUUAUGA